AUGUCUAAUAAACAUGGACAGGCUACAUCAGUCGUUAAUGCACUCACUCUGGCUCAGCAUCAGACUCGUAAGACACCAAAUAAUUUCAAUUCCAAUACUGUUGCUUCCAGUUCCAGGUAUUGGCCAAAAUGCCCAUCAUGUGGUCGAUGUCAUCCGUUUCGGUCAUAUAUACAAUAUCCAUCCACAAAAACUGAAAAUGUAUUGAUUUCGCCAAGAGCGCCAUCAUGUAGUGACAUAGGCACUCAUAAGAGGAUUUUGGCUUCGCCCUUUGGCGAAGUGUUGUUUGCCCCUAUAGUCUGUCUUUCAACAGAACAAUCGGUUCACAAAGAGGCACAGACAGACAUCCCGAAUGAACUUAUAUCGAAGCAUAGUUGUGAACCUGCUCAACAACAUCACCAUUCUCUUCAUGAUCUGCAGCAGAGGCGACAGUAUCACCCUUCUACCAUUGAAGGAAGACAGAAUAGCAUGAUGGGUGCAGAGGAUCGACUUUAUAAUCCUCAGCCUAACGUAAGGUCUUCAUUACUACCUGAGAAUAAUCAGUUCCAACAUGAUUUAGAAAGAUCUAUAGCCAAACCAAUGAAUGAAAGUGAAAAACUAGAUACUGAGAUAGUUCGAGAAAUAGAAAAUGAGGAUGGAAUACAGUGGCCCAGUGAAACAUUUCAUUAUUUUACUGACUAUGAACCUAAUGCAUUAUUGACGGAUCCAAGUUUGCUGACGAAAAUCAAGGUUGAAAAUCCUGCAGAACUGGAUAAAAAUACGAUUGGCAAUUGUGUGCAGCGAACUCCACGGGUUUCCGGUAGUCGUGGCGCAUCCACAGUCAUUCAGUGUUCAGAUCAUGUUUGCAACCACGAUGUACAUGUACCGGAUUGUGAAGAGCCGAUAGCCAAUGCUGACAUUGGCCGCCAGCGCAUAAAUAAUUUUGACAUUUUGGCUAGCCGAUCAGAGCGCCAAAACCCAUCUGAUCCAGAACCAGGGCUGCAUGCAAGCCAAUUGAGUUAUUAUGGUUCGAAAAAGGCAUCAACAUUUGUGGAAGACCUUUUAUUAAAUCGCGUUCAGGGCGAAUGUCUGACAGUAACGUCCAAGCUUGAUCAAGCGGAUGAUGGUGUCUGUGAACAACUGGGCAACUCUGAGGUCAUCAAUCGUCAGGGCAACCUGGUUCACUUAGCAGAUGAAGUUGUAAAUACUCAUGAGGAAACGGCAUCCACACCGGAGGAAAGCCCAGAAGACAAUUCUAAGAAGUCCAAUUCAGCUGAGCCAGAGAACGCUAGAGAAGCACACUAUUGGUCAAGAAUGCUAUUAGAAGAAGUUGCAGGAAAUGCUGCAGAGGAGAUGGGAUUCGAAGAUAAUAAUAAAGUCUCCUCGACUGCAUCUAAUUCUGGCAUUCAUGCCAAUGAAAUGCGCGCCAGCAACAGUAUGGAUGAGUUCACAUCCGAAAAGGUAAGUAAAUCUUCUAUUGUUCGAGGCUGUCACAUUUGGUUGCGUAAUAUACUAGACGCGCGUCAACUUUGGCUUAGUCAAGCACGUUUACUUUCUUAA
This is a messenger RNA of Protopolystoma xenopodis, 1536 nucleotides long. Lineage: Eukaryota; Metazoa; Platyhelminthes; Monogenea; Polystomatidea; Polystomatidae. The record is from the annotation of a GenBank genome assembly.